This is a messenger RNA of Hansenula anomala, 1014 nucleotides long. RefSeq names its product E3 ubiquitin-protein ligase HRD1 (gene HRD1). Gene Ontology annotation, cellular component: cytoplasm. The annotation marks the transcript as partial. Lineage: Eukaryota; Fungi; Ascomycota; Saccharomycetes; Phaffomycetales; Wickerhamomycetaceae. The record is from RefSeq and is a predicted model, not a curated record. The transcript has a single exon.
UUUAGUAAUGUUGCUGCCAUUGGAGUGGUAUUUCCGAUCAUUCAAUCAAGUCCAACAUUUUUCGCAGUUGGUGUUAAACUUUCUGAAGGUGUCAGCACUAUAGUAUUGGCUAAUUGGUUGGUGGUGAUGGCUGCAAUAAUAGGGAAAGCGCUACAAAAAGUGCUAUUUGGAGAGUUGAGACUUAUAGAGAUUGAACAUAUUUAUGAAAAAUCAAGAUUCACUGUGUUGAAUAGCUUGAUUGCCUUGACUAUGUUUAGCAAUGACUUUUUAUUGAUACCCGGUAUCCUUACCUUAUUUUCAUUGUUCAUGAAGGUCUUCCAUUGGGUAUUGGAGGAUAGAUUUGAUCACAUUUUCCAGACAGCUACAACCCCAUCACAAGCCUUAAAAACAAGAAAUACAUUUACUCUAUUGGCAUUACUAUAUGUUGAUUUCAAUUUGGUUUAUACAUGUGUUGAAUAUUCAUUUGGUAAUAACCCAGAUGUUUACUUUGCAUUUGGUUUUGAAUUUGCCGUUUUGUUUCUUGACUUGUUAUUGCAAUUAGGGAAAGUUGUUUUAAACACAUGGGAACUUGUUUAUUUAGGUCAACACCCAGAUGAAGAUGUUAUGGAGAGUAAAGCAUUAUAUAUGAGACUGUUGAAGAUUUGCCACAAAUCAUUGGUGCUUAUAAUUCACAUUUUUCUGUUGGUCACGUUAUUAAGCCCAUAUAGAUACCCAAUUUACUUAUUCAAAGAUAUUUUCUUCAACAUCUUUGGUUUAUUAACUGAUAUCAGAUCAUUCCUUAGAUAUCAAAAGGCAGCAAAGGAAUUAAAUGCAAAGUUGGCAGAUGCUACCCCACAAGAUUUAGAAAGGGAUAAUCUAUGUAUCAUUUGUAUGGAUGAGAUGGACACUACAAGUGCUGAGAAGGGCACCCGUCUGUAUCCAAAAAGAUUAAACUGUGGACAUGUUUUCCACUUGGGAUGCCUUAAGGGUUGGUUUGAAAGAUCGCAGCAAUGUCCAACAUGCAGGGCUCCAGUG